Molecule: messenger RNA, 564 nt
Organism: Gekko japonicus
Lineage: Eukaryota; Metazoa; Chordata; Lepidosauria; Squamata; Gekkonidae
Gene: CFAP144
Product: family with sequence similarity 183 member A
Exons: 4
Coding region: 1-414 (137 amino acids)
Cellular component (GO): ciliary base
Source: RefSeq, a predicted model, not a curated record
AUGGCGGGGGCCCCGAGGGCCACCAAAGAGCCACUAGACCCCGUAAGUCAGAACAAGAUCUUCUGUGAAACGGUCCAGAAAGAACUGCGAUGCCAGCGUCUGCAUACGGAGUACGGGGUGAAUCCUCUCCUAAAGGUUCACACCAUAACCAGAAAGCCAAUGUCCUGGCAUGAUAACUUGGAGGAGCCCGCUGACGCUAAGUUCCUGAAACUCAUUCAUCAUGCUGCACUUGAACCAACCAAGAAAUAUAAAGAACCACAGACGGAAAGCCAGGAAAUUGGCUGGUUCUCCACACCUUUGAUCAAUACUGACCGGAGUGACAGGAGACUGAACUUCCCAAGUCAGAGCACUGAAAUCACCAAAUAUAUGGCUGCCAUGUGGCGGCUGAAGGAGAUGGUGAAGGAUAAAAGAUAAAAUGGACAUAACACCACCAGAGUUUGACAGACCCCAACCACUAGUUUAGGGUUUCUGAUCUGGACCCUCUCAAUCAUUUCUCAUUAUAGGCAAGGAAGAUUUCUGCUUAAACACUUCCGUGCUUGCAAUAAACCUGUCUCAGAACGUUGC